Molecule: messenger RNA, 596 nt
Organism: Pterocles gutturalis (yellow-throated sandgrouse)
Lineage: Eukaryota; Metazoa; Chordata; Aves; Pterocliformes; Pteroclidae
Gene: AGMO
Product: alkylglycerol monooxygenase
Exons: 6
Cellular component (GO): endoplasmic reticulum
Source: RefSeq, a predicted model, not a curated record
GUAGAAAUCCUUCCUGCAUUGACAACAAUUAUGGCGGCACGCUCAUUAUCUGGGACAGGAUAUUUGGAACAUGUGCAGCAGAAGAUGCAAAAGUUGUAUAUGGCUUAACACGUCCAGUAAAUUAAUUUGAUCCCAUCAUGUUCCAGGAGCUAUAGUUUUUACGUCACUUGGCUCAUAUUUGGAACACAUUUUGGACCACACCUGGAUUCUGCAAUAAGCUUUCUGUCAUAUUCAAAGGGCCAGGCUGGGGACCAGGCAAACCUAGACUUGGCCUUCCUGAGGAAAUCCCAGUGCUCACUGUAAAAGAAGUUCCCUUCAAUCCAAGUGUACCAGCUUAUCCUAAUUGCUAUGCAAUUGUACAUUUUGCUGUAGUAAUGGACUUGCAUACUGAACUUCUUGUUAGAGUGGCUAUUAUAUCAUAGGGAACUGUUGUCCUGCAAAUUGGCUUUAUCAUUCUGUCCCUGAAGUCUUUUGGACUACUUAUGGAGAACAGGCCCAAAGCAGGAAUUUUGGCAAUCAUCCACUGCUCAGUCUUCAGUGUGUACAAACUUUGCUACUUAAAGAGUCAGUUUUCUUCCUUGGGCUAUGCAUAUGAG